AUGUUUUGGGCCCGGCAUCAAGAGACUGCCACCGAUAGGCAGAUCAGCGCUGAAAUCAUCCUUGGCAAAGUCAAUGAUCCUUCCACUCCUCCCCAGGCCUCCCAACCUGCACCACCCUCCCCUAGAACCCCUCUCGGUCCCCGACGGAUCAACACUGUGCUUCGAACUGGGGAGCUGGACCCAUUUGUGGCUGUUGCGCAGGCCCAGACGGCCGCAGAGGUGGCAAAGUCAGAGAACGUGCCGCUGAGAAAGGAGUUGGAGGAAGCUAGAGCAGCGAUGGCGCGAGACCAGGCCACCAGGGGAGGUCGCAAGGCAGUUCAGGAUCUGGGUGGGGGUCUAUAUGACCCCGAGUAUUGGGAUGACAACCGUGCUGACAGAGUACGAUGUGCCAUCUUAGAUAUGGACACAGUGACCAAGCUUCCAAGGCCGGUCUGGAACGACGUCAAGGAUGCUCCCGAGACCUAA
Messenger RNA from Cryptococcus amylolentus CBS 6039, 465 nucleotides. RefSeq lists its product as hypothetical. The coding region runs from base 1 to 465 and encodes 154 amino acids. NCBI's taxonomy places the organism in Eukaryota, Fungi, Basidiomycota, Tremellomycetes, Tremellales, Cryptococcaceae. The record is from RefSeq and is a predicted model, not a curated record. The transcript has 3 exons.